AUGGAUUGGAUCGCUCCUGGACUGCGCCACUUUGCAUCAUACCCACCAUACAACACAUGCGACAAUCACGCGCUUUCUCGUGCCUUGUGCGCGCGCGCUUUCCCGCGCUUUACGCCAUAUGCGCGCAUCUCGCCCACACCUUGCGCGCCACAUCCAUAUCACUCUCGCAUCAUCGCCCCACACCCAUGGCAUAUUAUUCACAUCAGAGUCACCCUCGCAAUCCACCAUGCUAUGCUCCAUUCCCGCGCCUUCAUGCAUAGCGCGCGCACAUUCUCGCACCUCGUGCAUACCAUGCGCGCGCACCUUCCCACGCCUUUGCACCUUGCGCGCGCCUGCGCUUUCGCAUACAUUGCAUAUCACGCGAUAAUUCCUGCACUCGCACAUUCAUCACCCAACAACCAAAGCAUCGUACAAGCAUCGCACUUGCAUACUCUCACGCAAAAUCCUCACCACGCGCGCGCUGAGUGGGGACACUCAGAAUUUAAGUCCCUGGGAGAUGUAGAGACUCGUGUGUCUCAUGGUGUGAUAUGGCAGCUAUCUCUAUAUGACGCGCAGCUUUCCCACGCAAUGCGCGCCAUGCGCGCACCAUUCCCGCGCUUCGCGAUGUAUACGCGCGCGCGCGUUCCCGCGCUUGCGCGCCCUAUGGCGCCAGCCAUCCAGAAGCAUCCAUCCACUGUCCACCAAGCUCCCUACUACGUCCAUGGAGUGCGGGCAUGGCAUAUUCUGCAUGGAAUAAAGUGGUCACUCGAAGAAGACCAGAUUGAUGCGCUGCUAAAGGCAGCUAAGAAUCUCACUCCUGCAUCGUCGAAACGAAGGAAACGGCAACCUUACACGAUAGACUUCAUAACCAAUCUUUUGCAGAAACUGAAUCCGGACGAUCCCAUCGACGCAGCUGUAGCCAGCUGCUUAACUACGGCCUUUUAUUCCAUCGCUAGAGCCGGAGAGUUCACUAUUCCCAACCUAACUUCAUUCAACCCCGCAGCCCACGUGAAACGCAGUGACAUCCGUCACGAGAAAGACCGCAAUGGUCUGGACACCACCAUCUUUCACCUCCCUCGCACAAAAAUGUCGCACAACGGCGAGGACGUAUUCUGGGCCAAGCAGCAAGGUAUCACAGACCCAGAGGCAGCUCUGGAGAAUCACUUUCGCAUUAACGAUCCUCCGCAUCAGGGCGCCCUUUUCUCCUACAGAUGCAAGAACACGCACCGGCCUCUAACGAAGGCAAAAUUCAUAUCGCGUCUCACUCAGGCAGCAAAAGACGCUGGUUUGAACCCUUUGCAAGGCCACGCCAUUAGGAUCGGAGCCACACUUGAAUACCUCCUUCGAAACGUCCCAUUUGACGUCGUCAAAACGAUGGGGCGUUGGGCUAGUGAUGCAUUUCAGCUCUAUCUUCGCAAUCAUGCCCAGAUUCUCGCGCCUUACUUACAAGACAACCCAGCCAUCCAGAAUGAAUACUUGCGCCUUUCAAUGCCGCGCUUCGCUCAAUGCGUCGCCGGACUCCUAUUAACUUGGGAGUCGCAGCUCACCUUUCCUUCACAGGGUCAGCAGAUCGGGACCGGAAGGCGCGCAGCGCCUUCGCCCAAAUAG
This is a messenger RNA of Suillus fuscotomentosus, 1587 nucleotides long. RefSeq lists its product as uncharacterized. NCBI's taxonomy places the organism in Eukaryota, Fungi, Basidiomycota, Agaricomycetes, Boletales, Suillaceae. Gene Ontology annotation, molecular function: DNA binding. The coding region runs from base 1 to 1587 and encodes 528 amino acids. The record is from RefSeq and is a predicted model, not a curated record. The transcript is spliced from 4 exons. Gene Ontology annotation, biological process: DNA recombination; DNA integration.